AUGUUCCCUGGGCCUCUGGCUCGACGAUGGUACGCAACCGCAGCACAGAGCACUAGUGUCAGUGCAACUUCUACUCCACUGCCCGCGUUCUCUUAUAUUCUCCACCUAGAGUCGAGCUGGCCGCAUGCGAUCUACGCUUCAGAGCGUGUAACCGACCGAAGGUCUGCCUUCCUUGCGCAUGCCACAACACUAUCUUCCGUGGACCAGUUGCCAGAUUUUCUGGACUACAUUACCUCGCAACCCCAGCUAAAACGCGCUACGCAUUGUAUGUAUGCAUAUCGCACUUUCAAGCAGAGUCCGGAAGAACCGAAUCAUCACGGCUCGUCAAUGGGCCAAAGGGCUCAAGCGGUGUCAGCAACGCCUCCGUCCAAAUCAACGGUGUUGACGGGGCAGAAGGAUGGCGGAGAAAGUGGUAGUGGGGACCGCCUUGCUCGAUUGCUUCAAGACACGCGGAGUGAUAAUGUCGUGCUUGUCGUGUCUCGUUGGUACGGCGGGAUACAACUAGGGAACGACAGGUGGAAGAGAAUCAACCAGGUUGCGAAGGAAGCAUUGCAGAAGGGCAACUUUCCGCGCCCAAAAGAAGACCCUGCUAGUUCUCAUUCUGCCUCGAGCUCAAGGAAACGUAGACGCUAG
Pleurotus ostreatus (oyster mushroom) is the source of this 633-nucleotide messenger RNA. RefSeq lists its product as uncharacterized. Bases 1 to 633 code for a protein of 210 amino acids. The record is from RefSeq and is a predicted model, not a curated record. Gene Ontology annotation, biological process: regulation of translational initiation. Lineage: Eukaryota; Fungi; Basidiomycota; Agaricomycetes; Agaricales; Pleurotaceae. The transcript has a single exon. Gene Ontology annotation, cellular component: cytoplasm.